Molecule: messenger RNA, 856 nt
Organism: Paramecium pentaurelia
Lineage: Eukaryota; Ciliophora; Oligohymenophorea; Peniculida; Parameciidae
Source: the annotation of a GenBank genome assembly
AUGAAAAAGUAUACUGAGAAGGAUUUUGAUGAGAAAGUAGAGAAAGCAGUUGAUAAAGUAUUAACAAUUAUAUUUAACCUUAGUAUUUAAAUAAGAAGGCAUAAUAAUAAUUAUAAAAAGGGUAUUUUCAUCACCAUAAUGAAUGCAUAAUUGAUAAAUUGGUUGAGAAAGAAAAGUUGAUGACAAGCAUAGCUAACAUAUUUACAGAAGUGGCCAAGAUCACUUGUAAUAAAUUAGUAGAACCUAUAAAAUAAUAAAUUGAUUAAUUGGAGUCAGAUUUGGCUAAGAUUAAAGAACUUGUGAUAAAGAGUUUUAAUCAAGUAAAAUAUUAUUUUUCAUUCAGUUUACUCCAGUGAUGAGGAGUGUAGGAGUGUCAGAAAAAGUAAUUGAAAGUGGAAAAUAGAUAGAAAUUGAAGAAAUAGAUAGAGUAAGAAAAAAAUUACAAAACCAUGAUAAUAUGAUAAGUUUAUUAAUGGAUACUUAGUAAAAAUUAUAUAUUCUAUUAUAUCUUAGAGCAUAAUUGAAAUAAACCCUUUAGAUAUUUAACAAUUCUGAUGAUAUAUAAUAAAGUAUUACUAGUUGAUUAUCCUUUAGAGUUAUUAUCACAAUUUGAUGAUAAAAUUUAUUAACUCAAAUAAGAAUUAAAUGAUACUAAAGUAAAUGAUACUGUAAGAUAAGUUAAAGGUAUUUAGAUAUGAUGGAUUUAUUAGAGAAAUGUAAUGCUUGUUGGGUUGUUCUUGGUGAUGUUAAUGAAAGAGUAGAAAAAAUGUAGAAGUAUUUGGAUGAAUAAAUAGAAAAAAAGAAGUCAGGAAGAGGUUUAUUAUAAAAAGCUGCUUCAUAUAUCAAAGCAACAUGA